Messenger RNA from Halteromyces radiatus, 1608 nucleotides. Its product is annotated as isocitrate lyase. Gene Ontology annotation, molecular function: isocitrate lyase activity. Lineage: Eukaryota; Fungi; Mucoromycota; Mucoromycetes; Mucorales; Cunninghamellaceae. Gene Ontology annotation, biological process: carboxylic acid metabolic process. Bases 1 to 1608 code for a protein of 535 amino acids. The transcript has 4 exons. The record is from RefSeq and is a predicted model, not a curated record.
AUGGCUGACCAAGAAUUGAUUGCUUUCCAACAAGAAGUUGACCAAGUGAAUAAAUGGUGGACUUCUCCACGUUUCCGUAAUGUCAAGCGUGUUUAUACUGCUGAACAAGUUGUUUCUAAGCGUGGUGAAUUCCCUACUGAAUAUCGUUCUGAUGUCAUGGCCAAGAAACUCUGGAAGCUUCUUGAAAAGAAUAAGGCUACUGGUGAAACUAGUCAUACUUUCGGUGCCUUGGAUCCCGUUCAAGUAACUCAAAUGGCCAAUGCUGGUAUCGAAACUGUCUAUGUCUCUGGUUGGCAAUCAUCUUCUACUGCUUCCACUUCUAACGAACCUGGACCUGAUCUUGCUGAUUACCCUAUGGAUACUGUUCCUAACAAGGUUGAUCAUCUUUUCAAGGCUCAACUUUUCCAUGAUCGUAAGCAACGUCAAGCUCGUUUGUCCAUGACUCCUGAAGAACGUGCCAAGACCCCCAAGAUUGAUUAUCUUCGUCCCAUUGUUGCCGAUGCUGACACUGGCCAUGGUGGUAUUACUGCUGUUAUGAAGUUGACCAAGAUGUUUGUUGAACGUGGUGCUGCUGGUAUUCACGUUGAAGAUCAAUGCCCUGGUACCAAAAAGUGUGGUCAUAUGGCUGGUAAGGUGUUGGUCCCUAUUGCUGAACACAUUAACCGUUUGAUCGCUAUCCGUUUACAAUAUGAUAUUAUGGGUGUGGAAAAUAUUGUGGUUGCCCGUUCCGAUGCCGAAGCCGCUACUUUGAUCAGCAGUAACAUUGAUAUCCGUGAUCACGAAUUCUUGGUUGGUGCUACUACUCAACUCCCUCCUUUGGCUGAAUUGAUGACUCAAGCUGAACAACAAGGCAAAUCUGGUGCUGCUCUUCAAGCUAUUGAAGAUGAAUGGGUUGCUAAGGCUGGUUUGAAACGUUAUGGUACUGCUGUCGCUGAUGAACUCAAGAAGGCCGGUAAGGCUCAAGCUGCUGAAGAAUUCUUAUCCAAGAUUCACUUCAAGUCCAACACUGAAGCUCGUGCUAUUGCCAAAUCCUAUGGUGUUGAUAUCUUCUGGGAUUGUGAAUCUCCUCGUGUACGUGAAGGUUUCUACCGUUAUGAAGGUGGUACUGAAGCUGCUACUGCCCGUGCUAUUGCUUUCGCUCCUUAUGCUGAUAUGUUAUGGAUGGAAACCAAGAAGCCUAUUCUCUCUCAAGCUGAACAAUUCUCUAAGGGUGUUUUGGCCGCCUACCCUGAAGCCAAGUUGUGUUACAACUUGUCUCCUUCCUUCAACUGGGAUGCUGCUGGUAUGACUGAUCAAGAUAUGGAAGCUUAUGUCUGGCAAUUGGGUAAACUUGGUUUCGUCUGGCAAUUCAUCACUUUGGGUGGUCUUCAUGCCAACGCUCUCACUACCGCCAUCUUUGCUCGUAGCUUCAAGGAACGUGGUAUGUACGGUUAUGUCAACAAUGUGCAACGCCAGGAACGUGAACAUGAUGUCGAUGUCCUCCAACAUCAAAAAUGGUCUGGUGCUAACUAUGUUGAUGAAUUAAUCAAGGUUGUUACUGGUGGUGUUGCUGCUACUGCUGCUAUGGGCAAGGGUGUUACCGAAGAUCAAUUUACCAAGAAGGAUUAG